This is a messenger RNA of Glycine soja, 1113 nucleotides long. Its product is annotated as 40S ribosomal protein S6-like. The transcript is spliced from 6 exons. Gene Ontology annotation, molecular function: structural constituent of ribosome. The coding region runs from base 156 to 905 and encodes 249 amino acids. Gene Ontology annotation, biological process: translation. The record is from RefSeq and is a predicted model, not a curated record. Lineage: Eukaryota; Viridiplantae; Streptophyta; Magnoliopsida; Fabales; Fabaceae. Gene Ontology annotation, cellular component: ribosome.
AAAUGGGGGUGCACAGGAAGCAAAUGUGAGCAUAAAAGCACAAAACGGGUAAAGCCCUAACCCUUUUUGUCGUUACUUAGUUUACCGUAUGUUAUUAUAGUUUCCAAAGGCACGCAGCGAGUUUAGGCGCGGCGGGAUCAUCACGAGAUUGCAAAAUGAAGUUCAACAUUGCAAAUCCCACCACUGGGUGCCAGAAGAAGCUGGAAAUCGAUGACGACCUGAAGCUUCGGGCAUUUUGGGACAAGAGGAUCUCCCAGGAGGUCCUUGGUGACGCCCUGGGUGAGGAGUUUAAAGGAUAUGUUUUCAAAAUCACUGGUGGGUGUGACAAACAAGGAUUCCCAAUGAAGCAGGGAGUGUUGACCCCUGGUCGUGUUCGACUCUUGCUCCAUAGAGGAACUCCUUGUUUCCGUGGAUAUGGAAGGCGCAAUGGAGAGCGUAGAAGGAAAUCUGUUCGUGGGUGCAUUGUCAGCCCAGACCUCUCUGUUUUGAACUUGGUAAUUGUGAAAAAGGGUGAGAGUGACUUGCCCGGUCUCACUGAUGUUGAGAAGCCAAGGAUGAGGGGUCCAAAGAGAGCAUCCAAAAUCCGUAAGCUGUUCAACCUGUCCAAGGAGGACGAUGUGAGAAAGUAUGUUAACACAUACCGUCGAACCUUUAUAACAAAAGCUGGGAAAAAAGUGAGCAAAGCUCCAAAGAUUCAACGAUUGGUCACUCCUUUGACACUCCAAAGGAAACGAGCAAGGAUUGCCGACAAGAAGAAGAGAAUUGCUAAGGCAAAAUCAGAAGCAGCAGAGUAUCAAAAACUCCUUGCUUCCAGAUUGAAGGAGCAGAGAGAUCGCCGGAGUGAGAGCUUGGCUAAACGGAGAUCCAAACUUUCCAGUGCUGCAAAACCAACUGUCUCAGCAUAGGUUGCUUUCUGGUAGAGAUAUGGCGAAGUUUAAACUUCACCCUAGUUUUUGGUAGUCUUGUUUGAGGGUGAUUAUGAUAAACAUUUAUGGUUUUUCACUUUAAAUACAUUUGAGUUCAUUUAAGUAUUUUGCAAAUUUUUGAGAGUUCAAUCGAAUCGAAUUGAUGUGUUGUUGGCUUCUAUAAAGUUGCAUAAUACUUUUCAUUUUA